AUGGAAGACUUCCGCCGACGUCAGCUUCACAGCUGUGAUCCAUGUCGCAAGGGCAAAAGAGGCUGCGACGCACCUAAAGAACGACAAACGAGCGCAUUCAGCUCUUGCUCGAACUGCACUCGAUGGAAAAAGGACUGCACAUUUAAUUGGAUCUCGUCAAAGCGCGCGGACUCGAGGAGUCGAAAACGAAUCAAGACCAACCCCACAAGCGCAACCCUUCUAGCUUCUCACAACGUUGCUCUGGAGGAGACGCUGCGCUCUGCACAAACACAUCCUGCCAAUGUCGGAGAAUUGCUUAGCCCGCCUGAAACUUUAGAUUACGCCUUCCCCUCGUCCUCGUCGCUCCCAGAAAAUCACUUUCACGAGUCAUUCCAAAGCCACGAUUUAACCAGCGACCAUUCUCAAUCGAUUCCUUGGACGAUGGACAUCCCAUACGAUUUGCUAGUUAGCAGCUCAAAUCAACUUGCUUCUCCAGACUCCUCCGUGGAAUCCGACGCGCAGGCUGAAUUUUUUGAUUUUGCACCUCCUUCCGUCGAGAGCACAUACGGGUUACUACCACAGCAUGGAUAUGCAUCCACCUCUCAUACCACAUCGAUAGUCUCAGCAUGGAAACAGAGUCGACACAAACAUCCCUCAGAGUCUGCGUCUGACCGAACCUCAAAUCCAGAACAACAGUGGAACUUCUGCAUCGCUUCCGAAAACACAGCUAAGGAAAGCGCCCGUGCGAUGAUGUCACGCAAUCUGGUCCGCAUAUACCACGACAGCAUGGAGAAUGCUUUGUCAUGUUGGUUGACCGAGCACAACUGUCCUUACAGCGACACAAUCAGCCAAGUGGUUCCUCAGCGAGAGAUGAAAGCAUGGGGUCCGAACUGGUCAAACAGAAUGUGUAUUCGGGUCUGUCAGUUGGAUCGUGUAUCAUCUUCCAUACGCGGCAGAGCGUUAAGUGCGGAAGAAGACACGAAAGCGGCUCGGGGGCUUCAUCUAGCGAUUAUGUCAUUCGCAUCGCAGUGGACUCAACAUGCACAGAAGGGCACUGGCGCGACCAUUCCCUUGGCAAUUGACCAAGAUGAGAGAUCGAUCCGAGAGAAAGUUUGGAACGAAGCCCGCCAGGCCUUGGAGCAUUCGAGCCACAUUCCAUCUUUUCGCAUUGCCUUCGCAAAUAUCAUAUUUUCUUUGACGCAAAGCCCGCUAGACAAAGGGCAGGCAGCAAGCCUGGGCGAGCUUUUGGAGAACGAUCGUGCGCCAACGUUUCUGGAAACCGCCAAUCGUCAAAUUUUCACUUUUCGGCACAAGUUCACAAGACUGCAGCGUGAGGCUGCCCCCAAAGCUAGAGAUCUUGGGAGGAGGUCGAUAGAGUCAACUAUGACGAACCUUCGGGAAAUACCACAGCCCUCAGAGCCUCCGCAACUCGAUCCACUUCUGACUAGCCAAGAACACCGCACUACACUAGAUCUUAUGUUUUGGCUAGGCGUUAUGUUUGAUACCCUAAGCGCUGCAAUGUAUCAGCGCCCUUUAGUAGUGUCGGAUGAGGAUAGUCAAAUUGCAUCGGCCUCAGCACGAAUAGCUGAACGUGGAGAUCAGAUUGAUCUUGAUCAAUGGGAUAUUACAAGAGGCAAGACACGCGGGAAACAGGAUGUGUGGGGCGAUUUAUUCCUUCGUUCUGCGAUAGAACGUCAAGGGUCAGGCCAAGACCAGCCGAGGUGGCCGUGCUCGUACGAAGAAGCCGCAUCCAUACUUUCGGAGGCGACUCCUGUCAAAGUGUUACUCUACCGUCGGGUGACGCAGCUCCAAACUCUGGUUUACCGAGGCGCGAGUCCCGAUCAAAUUGAAAACGUCAUCCAAAAAACACUCACAGUCUGCCAAUACUGGGAUUCCACAUACCAGAGUUUCAUGGUCGAUUGCGUUAGCAACCAUGAGCUGCUUCCUUCUCGUAUCCAAUCGUGGUAUGUCAUCCUCGAUGGUCACUGGCACCUCGCUGUGAUGCUCUUGGCGGAUGUGCUAGAGAGCAUUGACAAAUGCAGGCUCGGUUCUGAUGUUGCACGUGAGGCUCGGCAAACUACAAACUUGGUUGCUACACUUAGAACGAAUAAUGCGUUGGCAGUUGGCGGACUGGCUCGGGCUUCAAUACAAGGGCAGUACUCGUCCAUGAACCGUCAUUUCCAUGAUUCUCUCAGUGAAGUGGCCUUCCUAGUUGAACCGUGGACGGCCGUGCUGGUCCAUUGCUUUGCCAAGGCGGGAGAUAUCUUGCUAAAAAGUUUGGAUAUUUCCGGGGAUCAAAAUGUGUAUGCUAAGUGCUUACGACACAAUUGCGAGUUCUUGAUCCGUGCGCUUCAAUAUCUCGGAAGAAAGUCCGACAUGGCCUUUUUGAUGGCUCGGAAUUUGCUAAGGUCUUUCGAAUCAAAACUUGCGGAAACAUCAUGA
Penicillium digitatum Pd1 is the source of this 2421-nucleotide messenger RNA. Its product is annotated as Zn(II)2Cys6 transcription factor domain-containing protein. Gene Ontology annotation, biological process: regulation of DNA-templated transcription. NCBI's taxonomy places the organism in Eukaryota, Fungi, Ascomycota, Eurotiomycetes, Eurotiales, Aspergillaceae. Gene Ontology annotation, molecular function: zinc ion binding; DNA-binding transcription factor activity, RNA polymerase II-specific. The record is from RefSeq and is a predicted model, not a curated record.